AUGGCUCUGAACCUGAGCGAGUCGAGACGGCUUGCUUCUCGCAGGAAUAUCUCGCAACCUACCCCGCCAAGAUUGGCUCCCCUCCCAGACAAUGCGCAUGGAGGGAGUCUCAGAUAUCACCUCCAGCAACAGCGAAAGAUCUCGCGGACGGUGUCGCCUAAACCUGACAGGUCGCCGAGGGUCGGGAUUGGGAGGGUUUUCACACCUUUGCAGCCUGCGUUUGAUCCCGGGACAAGCUAUCGCUACCAUUUCUCCACUUCCACUCUCGCCAGAGCCCAAAAGGCCAAAGAGUACCUGGACCUGAUGGCACAAUAUCGCCGAGUGCUCGAGUUGGUACCCCAGCUAGAGCCCGAGGCGACAGCGAGGCCAUGGUCUGCGACGCACCCGGCCACGCCGAACAGCUCGGGCUCGGUGUCUCGGACGACGACCAACGAGUCAGAAGCAAAGAUUGGGCGACCUUAUAACCCGCUCCAAUACAUACGGAACCGGAAAGUGCGAGCCCGCGAGAGACGGACUAUUGACGGUGAGGAGCAGGGCUUCACCGAUGUUAUGAAGGUGUCUGAGUGGGUCGACGAGGUGGCCAAGUGGGUGGCCACCGGGCAAGCUCGCCAACCCGGGAACCCUAAUCUGCCUCCGUUCACGACUGCGCAGGCGGCUGAGUUGCAAGCUUCUCCGCCACCGGCGAACGUGAGAGCGGCAGCCGCGACGAAGCCUAAGCGGCCCCGGGUUGACUGGGUAAUUGACCCGGCAGACAUGCUGGCAGACGUACACUGGCUUGAGCUUGAUGACAACAAGAGGCUGGUGGAAGACCGCCACUGGAGGCGCGUCUUUCCCCAAGGGCCCGAGGCACCCAGGCCCAUGUCCCGCGACGAGGCGGCCCGUCUAACAACUCCCGGUUCGGCUAAGGUUUCGCUAGAAGCCCACACCCCCGGCGAGAAGGCGACCCCGGAACCGCCAGCGAAGCAUGACCACGAACAUGUACUUAUGGCAGCGAGGGACCGGGCCCAGCAGAAAUUCCGCGCGCUCAAAGGCUCACAUCACCGGCAUACCAGCUCAUUCACCAACCGUGACUUGCUCCGCCUCCAUCGGGGUUCGGCAUCUGAGUCGUCUGAUACUGACAGCGAUCGCCGACGGCGGGCGAAGAGCGGCAUUCCUCCCAAUACCGUUCGGUCCGUUCUGGAAAAGCAGAUGGAGGAAAUGAUUGCUCGUGAGCAGUUGGAGGCCGAAUCACACCCGCUUUACGAUCAUGAGGCGAAACGUAUGAAGUUCGCACCGAUGACCCCAGAUCGAGAUCCGAGCGCGAGUGGACACCACCCUGCAGACUCCCGCGCAGAAUUGAGCGAUACUGAAACUAAGGGUGCCGGACUGAGGCCGCACCCGUUGGUGAGGUCACCGCCAUCACACGCCGGGCGAGCUAGCUUGGAAGUCCCAACGAGCAGACGCUUCUCGGUUGACGACGAUACGUCGCAGCCAAACUCCCCGAACUUGCGGCCGACCCCUGAAGUCGGCUUGGUGCCGGCGCUCGGCAUGGACCUGUCGCCCAUGUCCAGUAGGGCAGGAUCGCCGCACCGUAACCCACUGACGAGGGUCAAAGGCAUUUUCCGUGAACGCAGCAAGGAACGCAACACGGAUGCCCACCAUUUGGGGGAGGACGGGGGGACUCUGAACCCCCAAGACCACUGGACCGGAACGCCGGAGCCGACUGGGAGCGGCGUCUCGUCACCACAGCGGAGGCCCUCGAGGAGUCCGAUCGGCGAGCGGAUACUGGGCCACCGGUCGCAUAAAAGCCUCAGCAGCGCCAAGCUGCGCGGGGAAGAUGGCGGGAUAAGCUUCCGGUCGCUACUCCGCGGCCCGCGCAUCGAUACCGUGCUGCGCAGCGGCGUUUCUAAGGUCAGCGAUAUGAUAUGGCGGAAAGACGGCGAUGACUCCUCCGGCACCUCGUCCGACGACUCUGAGGUUGAGGCCAGGGGCAGAUCGCGCGGGCCUCGACAUGGCCGUAGCCGCUCAGCGCAGGACGUAAAGACCUUGCUCGACGCUCCGCUGCUACAAAACUACGAAUCUACUUCUCAGACCCAGCUUCAGCACCCGUCGGUACGGCCCAUCAGCCGACGAUCUUCGCGGUUCGACUUGCUCAAGCCGCCGAGGAUUGAUGUGCAGAACGCGUCCCCAAGUACCUCGCCGCCCCCAGUCCAGGUACGCAACCAAGCGCCUGUCGGGUCGGACACGGAGUCGCAAGCCGGGCCGGACGACACCCGCGCCGCCUCCAUCCGCCUCGACGCGGCGCUCGCACUCCCUCACCGUUCCACCAUACCCGCCAACCGGCAGUGGUCGAUCGCCGAUCGUAGCAUAGCUUCCGGCUCGACCGCCGUCUCCAAGCGCGAAAUCGCCCGCCUCCGCACUCUCCUCCUUAGCUCGGGCAUCCACGCCAUGGAAAUGGACCGCCGCGCCAAAGCGCGCAAGCUCCUCCCAUCACCAGCCAUUGCCCCAACCACAACCACCACCACCGCCACCGCCACCGACCCCUCCUCAUCCCUCACCUGGCCCGAAAUCGCCCGCCUCGCGCCCGACGCCGCCACCGAGCAGCGGCUGCUGACCACCCCGCUGGCACAGGUCGAAGCGUACCCGAUCGCGGCGCGCACGCUCGCGGCGUCGACCCAGGCGUCCACCUCCCAUCUGCACACGCUCUCGUCGCGCUUCGUGUCGGACACGGCGCCCGCCCUCCUCCGCCGCGUCGAGUCGCUGCGCGGCAAGGUCGCCCACGAGCUGACCGACCUCGCGCAGUCGGCCAUCGACGCCGCGGAUGAGGCGAACCAUGACCUGGUGGUGGGUCAAAGGUUGAAGGUCAAGCAUGUGUUGGAUGCGAUGGAUAAGAUGUUGCGGAGGAGGCGGAGGCGGUUUAGGUGGAUUCGGCGGGUCGGGUGGCUGGUGGUGGAGUGGGUGUUGGUUGGGUGCAUGUGGUAUGUGUGGUUUUUGGUCAUGAUUGCGAGGGUUGGGUUGGGGGUUGGGAAGGGCGCUGUGAGGGGGGUGAAGUGGUUGUUGUGGUUGUAG
Messenger RNA from Chaetomium fimeti, 3048 nucleotides. RefSeq lists its product as uncharacterized. Lineage: Eukaryota; Fungi; Ascomycota; Sordariomycetes; Sordariales; Chaetomiaceae. The coding region runs from base 1 to 3048 and encodes 1015 amino acids. The record is from RefSeq and is a predicted model, not a curated record. The transcript has a single exon.